Molecule: messenger RNA, 1347 nt
Organism: Stereum hirsutum FP-91666 SS1
Lineage: Eukaryota; Fungi; Basidiomycota; Agaricomycetes; Russulales; Stereaceae
Exons: 2
Coding region: 1-1347 (448 amino acids)
Source: RefSeq, a predicted model, not a curated record
AUGUCUGACCCGGAUGUCUCCAUGGAAGACAAGCAUGAACCUAUGAUCCGGUUCUCCCCAAGCUGGCGUCCUCCAACUAUACAGACCGAACCACCACGGCCCAAUCUUCUCGCCCUCAUUCACAAGUCUUUCGUCGAGGAUGUAGACCCUGAGUGGCGUCAACUCGAUGAGGUCGUUGGCACAUUGUGGCCCACUCAGAGGAGUCGGCUCAUGCGGCAUGCUCCCAGCCAGCAUAAUGAUCAGAGUUGGCUUAGAUCUCUUGAGAAUCUCCCUCGGGGUCACAAGGACCCUUUGUACAAGUUUAAUAGCCUUCGGGACUUGCGUGUCGCGUUUCUGGAGAGUAACCGGUACCAAUCUGAGGCUUCUGUCGCCAUGCUUGGGACACGCAUCAAAGGAGAGGCAUAUGCUAAAGCUCUCGAACUUCUUCGCGAAGUGACACUCUGGGGUGUCCCAGAGCAUCUGCUCCUCGAACGUGGCCUCAACCAGCACUUCCUCAUUUACGCAAGUAUGGACCUCGGCCUAUCCCUCCCCACCGACUUCAACCGCGCUUUCCUCUGGAGUCAUCUCGCCGCCAUGGUCCAAUUCAACUGUGCCGCCGGACUCAGCAUCACCCAGGCUCCUGCCCUCAACGAGCUCAGGUGUUCCGGACCAUCAGCAGAUCCAGAGGGGAUCGUUCCCUUUCUUGAGAGGCUACAUAGAGCCGUGGAGGAGCACAGCAGCCUAGCAUCUAACACCAUCGACCUCGCGCCAUUGCCCGACGAAGAAGAAGACAUUGACGCCCCAGAGGUGCACGAAGUCACCAUCGACAACACGUCCCGAAUCACUCGCUACGGUCUUUCGGGUCGUCUCGUUCCCGUCCCCAGCAUCCUCAGCGACGCAAACCGCAAGAUCGGAAAGGUCGACGAUACCUUCCGCGUGUAUUGGGCCAUCUUUGACUUCCUGAUGUGUCAUAUCAGGUCCUUAUGCACGUAUAAGAUCCUCCUCCAGUUCCGGACGAACAACCUCGCUGGGGUUCUGCAGAUCAAUGACACCAUCCGUCGAGCGCGCACCCCUGCCGCCGCCACCUCUACUAGUCUCCCGAUCCUCAUACUGAUCAGGAGGCUGUUGACACGCUGGGAGCUGAAAUUGCAGGCUGUUUGGGUUCCGUAUGAGGAAUGUGUGAAGGCGGGGGAGGAGCGUUAUAUGGAUGGUACGGAAAAGGUAUGGGAUAUGUAUGUUUAUCUGAGGAUGAGGGGCGACAAGAAGGCGAGGGGGAUCAGUGCGAGGUGGGUGUUUGGGGAGGCUGGGAAUGAGGGUCUUCUGGAGAGGCUGAGGCGGCAUGAGGAGUUCUGUGAGCAGGAUCGUUAA